UUCAUGUGGACGGCUGCAAACGUUACUACUAAAAUCAAGUGUGUGCCAUUACAUAAAUUUGCAUGCUCCCACCAUCUCAUCUCUUCUCACACUUCCCCACACUCUAGUCUCCACCCUUCCAAUUUCACAACCCACAGGAAAAAAAGAAAAAAAAAAAACAACGCAAAUUUAGCAACAUAUGUGACGCCAUAUGCCACGUGUCCACGAGUCCACCGGCUACCGACAAACUUCCAUCACAUACGGCGCACGGAUCUAGCGUGAGCCGCCCUUCGGCCAUAUUUAUACGCUCUCUCCAAUUUCCUCUUCUACCUUUUCCUCCCUAUUUCUCUGCUCAUUUCUGGAAAUUUCUUGGUCAAUUUUUUUACUUGGCAGUAAAAAUUUUAGCAUAUCUUCAUCUUCUUCAUUGUAAAAAUUGUAAGUUUCUCUCUCAUCUUUGAUCUUUUAUACUUGAACACAUCAACUAUUAUUGUUGAAGCUGAUUACAUUUCUCUUCUUUCUUGCAACUUUGAUGUACAUAUUACAAUUUCAAGACCCCCCCUUGAAAUUUUCUGAUUAGAUUUACUCAAAAUUAAAGUAUAGAAUUUAACUUUAUACCUGAUUGUGAAAAAAUCCAUCUGGGUUUUGAAGCUAAGAUUGAGAUUAUUAGUGGGUUAAUUUUUGUUUUAUGGAUUGUGAUAGUUUUUGGGUGAUUAGAGGAAAGAGGGUUUUGAGGGUGGGAUCUAGUGAUUGUUGGUGUUUUGUUAUGUGAUGAGACGUAGGUGGACAUUGGGAACUAUUCCUUAUCAAAUGGAGAAAGGGAAUGCAAAAAAUCAUAAUAGAAGGUUGUGUGUGUUGAGUUCUUUGUGUGUGUUGUUUUGGAGUUUGCUAUUGUAUUUCCAUUUUGUUGUUCUAGGAGGUAGCACUGUUAAUGAUUCCGCUUCGUUACAAUCGAACCCUAUUAGAAUCGAACCGUUUAACCCUGUACCUAUUGAGCCUGUGAAUUUUCCGGUCUUGAACGAUGUUAAGUCAACUAGUGAUGUUACUGAGAUUGAGGUUAAGGGUGAUGAUAAGUCAACUAGUGAGAUUUUGGUAAAUGUUGAUGAUAAGUCAACUAGUGAUCUAACUACUAGUGAUGUUACUGAUCCUGAGUUGAGUAGUAAUGACGUUGAGAACGAGGCGAGUAAUGUGGUUGAGCCUGAAGUUUCGUCCGUGAGUAGUCGUAAGAUGGAUGUUGGAUCGAAGAUCAGGGAUUCUAGGCCUAAGAAUGAUGAGCUCCCUAAGGAUGAACCGGAGGAGUUUCAGUUUAUGAGGGCGUUGAGGACGGUUGAUAACAAGAGUGAUCCUUGUGGGGGGAGGUACAUCUAUGUACAUGAUCUUCCCCCGAAGUUCAAUGAUGAUAUGCUUAAAGAGUGUAGGAGCCUCAGUCUUUGGACUAAUAUGUGCAAGUUUACUACCAAUGCUGGGCUUGGUCCUCCGCUUGAGAAUAUUGAGGGGGUGUUCUCGCAUACUGGGUGGCAUGCGACAAAUCAGUUUGCGGUGGAUGUGAUCUUUAAUAAUCGGAUGAAGCAGUAUGAGUGUCUGACAAGGGAUUCUUCGCUUGCUGCAGCAAUAUUUGUGCCCUUUUAUGCUGGGUUCGAUAUUGCACGGUAUCUUUGGGGCUACAACACAUCUAGGAGAGAUGCUGCUUCACUUGAGUUGGUUGAUUGGCUGAUGAAAAGGCCAGAGUGGAAGAUAAUGGAUGGAAGGGAUCAUUUUCUAGUUGCAGGAAGAAUUACCUGGGACUUCAGAAGAUUAACAGAUGAUGAGAAAGACUGGGGUAGUAAGCUUCUGUUUUUGCCUGCAGCCAAGAACAUGUCUAUGUUGGUGGUGGAAUCGAGCCCCUGGAAUGCAAAUGACUUUGCUAUACCAUAUCCUACCUACUUUCAUCCUGCAAAGGAUGCUGAUGUGUUUGUCUGGCAAGAUCGGAUGAGGAAGCUGGAGAGAAAAUAUCUUUUCUCAUUUGCUGGGGCACCAAGACCUGGGAAUGUGAAAUCAAUCAGAGGACAGAUAAUUGAUCAAUGCAAGAGCUCAAAGGUGUGCAAGCUUUUGGAAUGUGAUUUUGGGGAGAGCAAGUGUCAUUCUCCAAGUAGUAUUAUGCAGAUGUUUCAGAGUUCCCUUUUCUGCCUACAACCUCAAGGGGAUUCAUACACUCGGAGAUCAGCUUUUGACUCGAUGUUGGCUGGUUGUAUACCUGUAUUUUUCCACCCUGGUUCAGCUUACACCCAAUAUACAUGGCAUCUCCCUAAGAAUUUCUCAAGUUAUUCAGUAUUCAUAUCUGAGAAUGAUGUCCGUAAGAGGAAUCUCAGCAUUGAGGAAAGGCUUCUGGAAAUACCUCCUCAACAGGUGGAGAUCAUGAGAGAGACAGUCAUCAAUCUCAUACCCAAGUUGGUAUAUGCCGAUCCUCGCUCCAAGUUAGAGACCCUCCCAGAUGCCUUUGAUGUAUCUGUGCAGGCAGUUAUUGACAAGGUUACAAGAUUAAGAAAGAACAUCAUCCAAGGCAGGACAGAAUAUGAUAACUUCAUUGAGGAAAACAGUUGGAAAUAUGCUCUGCUAGAGGAAGGCCAACGAGAGGCUGGAGGUCAUGAAUGGGAUCCUUUCUUCUCUAAGCCUAAAGAAGGUGAAGGGGAUUCAAACGGUGCUGUGUCUGCAGAAGCUGCUAAGAACUCUUGGCAUAACGAGCAAAGAAGUCAAUCCAGAAAGAGAAGCUAGUUAUAGUUCCUUUUGAAAUGAACAUUGCUUCUAUUCGCCAGGUAAAAUUGGCUUUACCUGGGAACUUCCCGUUGCUGUUUCAGGCAUAUCAUCUUUGUUCAAACAUGAUAAUUAUGGCUGUUCAUAGGAUACUUAUAUUUCGCUUUACGAUUUUGCUUAGUGAUACAUGAAGAGCUGUAUGAUAAAUAUAUUCCAAUGUAAUGCAAUUUAGCCAGAACCAUAUUUUCUUUUUAAUGGUUCAUUAGUGGUAGUAUGGUACCGUCAAUAGCUGUGGAAUUUGUUCUAUUUGCUACUUCAUAUAAGGAUGGGCUUAUUUCCCUUUCUUAAUACUCUAAUCAUUAUUGAUUAUAGAAAAAAAAAUUGCUUAUUGA
Molecule: messenger RNA, 3098 nt
Organism: Beta vulgaris subsp. vulgaris (sugar beet)
Lineage: Eukaryota; Viridiplantae; Streptophyta; Magnoliopsida; Caryophyllales; Amaranthaceae
Product: xyloglucan galactosyltransferase MUR3
Exons: 1
Coding region: 748-2727 (659 amino acids)
Molecular function (GO): glycosyltransferase activity
Source: RefSeq, a predicted model, not a curated record